Messenger RNA from Chaetomium strumarium, 1108 nucleotides. RefSeq lists its product as uncharacterized. The record is from RefSeq and is a predicted model, not a curated record. NCBI's taxonomy places the organism in Eukaryota, Fungi, Ascomycota, Sordariomycetes, Sordariales, Chaetomiaceae. Bases 461 to 1108 code for a protein of 215 amino acids. The transcript has 3 exons.
GUGAACAAGGCUGUUGGUUAUAUGCAGCCCCUGCAUAUUGUCCUCUGAAGGCGGCGUAGUACAAUAUCUUCACGUCGUGCAGGCCCACCGAGGGACUGGCACUGCAGCAGAUAUUGUGCAUGGUGGCACCUGCAACAAACAAGCCAAAGAAUGGAACCCUAUCAACCAACGGACAAGCAGCGGCUGUACUACGGUGAGCGGGAAGGGAAAUGGACCACGUCUUCACACAGUCAUCAGCUCCAGGUUAGCAGUUGGACCUCUUCUUAGCUUCUCCCAACCCAGCCUGCCAUACUUGCCCAGGGACUAUCCGGUAUUUAAGGCCAGUGCUCGAACACUGCUUGACUUUAUCGAUUCUUCCUCACCAGACGCGAGGCUUCAGCAACUUUAUUCUACUCCUUCCCAAACCCCUUUCUUUGACUCCGGCUGAUCACACCCUGUCAAACCACAAGCAGACACCGCCAUGGCACCCCAGAGCAAGACUUUGCUUGUAGUUGGCUCCGGCCCCGGCAUUGGCCGCGCAGUUGCCACGCUGUUCGCGUCCAAGGAGCAAGCUGCCCUGGAGCAGGCGGUUGGCCAGCACGUCACCAUUAAGACCUACGCCGUAGACGUCACCGACACCGACGCCCUCCUCAAAGCCCUAGCCGAAGCAGACGCAGCCAUUGGCAAGCCCGAGUGCGUCUUCUUCAACGCAGCGCGGGUUCUGCCCUCGGUGCUCCUCGAGCACAGCGUCAAGGACAUCGAGUACGACCUCAAGAUCAACGUCUCAGCGCUGUACACAGUCGCGCAGCGGUAUAUCCCGCAUCUGGUCCAGCUCGCCAACAAGGCGUCGGAUGACAAGGCCGCGUCCAACCCCGCCCUCAUCGUAAUCAGCUCGAUGCUGCCAAUGGAGCCCAUCCCACAGCUCUUUGUCCUGUCGCUGGCCAAAGCGGCCCAGCGCAACCUGGUGCAAAGUCUCAACAUGACGUACGGCUCGCAGGGCGUCUUCGUCGGCGUCAUCAACGUCGCUGGGCCUGUGGCGCCUACUGAUGCCGUGGGGAACCCGGCUAACAUUGCGGCCAAGACGUGGGAGUGGUUUGAGAAGGGCACCGACUUUGAGGUCGUGAUCUAA